AUGCUUGCGACCUUCAGCAGGAGGCAAGCCCAGAGAACAUGUUCUGGAGCCCGAGUGACUAUUGUGUUGUUGGUGGCUCGGGCCGCGUGUUUUCGCCAAGGACUGCCUCAAUCCGCGAAGGUUUGGCCUCGAAGCUCGACGCCCAGGGGGCGCGGCUCGGCGGCUCCUUCACAGAAUCCGUGGAUGGCCAUCCCUCGUUCCCAGCCUGACUCCGUAAUCGCGUGUGGCGGUGGGAUAUCGGGCGAGGAUAACGACAGGGUGUCUCUGAAGCUCAACCAGCACGAGUUCUUGAUGGAGCUCGCCUCCAGGAGCGCCAACGAGACGCAGGUCCCGCUGGAGGUUCUCACGACGAGCACCGGCUCGAUCUUGACGAACUUCAGGGAAUACGCUGCAGUUGUUUUGAGCUUGUUUGUGGGCAGACAGGAAACUGGCAAUGCCUUCGCCGACGUACUCUUCGGAGUUAUGAAUCCAUCAGCGAAGUUGCCCGUGAUGUUUCCUGUGAAGGAGUCAGAUGGCGUGUCCGCCUGUGGGGAUCAGACUUGCUUCUUAGACGACGGCUUGUUUCUUGGCUGGCACAAUUUGAUCGGCAAGGAUGCUGCAUUCGAAUUCCUGCGUUGCUUCACACGAGCUUCGUCGCUGGAGUCUGGCCAGAGCGAGGUUGUCACCUUCGGCUCUCCGCGCGGAACUUUGUCCAUCCGGUAG
This is a messenger RNA of Prorocentrum cordatum, 702 nucleotides long. The record is from the annotation of a GenBank genome assembly. NCBI's taxonomy places the organism in Eukaryota, Dinophyceae, Prorocentrales, Prorocentraceae.